AAAAACAAAAAAAAAAAAAAGCUCCGAAUUCGGAUAGACCGAUAGAUUGAGUGGGCGAGACCUCCAAUGGCUUCCACUUCUUUUCUUCUCCCCUGCCCUUCCCCCGCUUCACCCCGCCUAUCCUCCCUCGCCCUCCUUUCCUUCGCCUCUUCCCCGAUCUCUCGCCUCCAUCGCCUUCUCCUCUCCGCCUCCUCCACCUCCGGAGCCAUCGUUCGAGAUCUCCUCCGCUCGCCUCCGUCGCUUCUCCUUCCCAUUCUCCUACGUCUUCCCCUCUCCAGGCUCUCAUCUUUGACUGCGACGGCGUCAUCCUCGAGUCGGAGCACCUUCACCGCCAGGCCUACAACGACGCCUUCGCCCACUUUGCCGUCCGCUGCCCCCCUUCCACCUCUCAGGCCCUCUACUGGAGCUCCGACUUCUACGACGAGCUCCAGAACCGGAUCGGCGGAGGAAAGCCCAAGAUGAGAUGGUAUUUCACUGAGAAUGGUUGGCCUUCUUCUUCAAUCUCUGAGACUCCUCCAUCCACCGAGUCGGAUAAGGAAAGGUUGAUUGAUAUCCUCCAGGACUGGAAGACAGAGAGGUACAAAGAAAUUAUCAAAUCUGGAACUGUGGAGCCUAGACCUGGCGUCUUGCAACUAAUGGAUGAUGCCAAGUGUGCGGGUGUUAGACUUGCAGUUUGCUCUGCAGCAACUAAAAGUUCAGUUGUGCUAUGUCUUGAGAAUCUUAUUGGAAUAGAGCGGUUUGAAAGUCUUGACUGCUUUCUUGCAGGAGCACUACCAUAUCAAGAUUCUCCCCAUUUAGCUGUUGUUGGUCAUGACCCUUUUUUUUUGGAUGCAACACAUACGAUCCAAGAAAUCCAGUUUGAUAAGAGCAAAUACAGUCAAUGGCAAACUUGGUUGAGUACGUGUGAUGAUGUCAAAGCAAAGAAGCCUGAUCCAUCAAUUUAUUUAACAGCUGCAAAGAAACUUGGUGUGGUAGGGAAGAACUGUUUGGUGGUGGAGGAUAGUGUCAUCGGGCUACAAGCAGCAACUGGAGCAGGAAUGCCAUGUCUAAUAACUUACACACCAUCUACUGCUAAACAGGAUUUUGAAGAUGCUAUUGCAACCUACCCUGACUUGAGUAAUGUGAGGCUACAGGAUCUUAAAUUAUUGCUUGAAAGUGCUAUGGUUGCUAACUAGUAAGUCCAUGUUACUUUCACAUUAUGUACCCUCAACUACUUGUGGCGAUGCAAGAAGGCUGAGGAACAAAUGGAAUUUUAGUUCCUUGGAGGAUUUGCUGAUUUCUGUCAUGGAUCUCGAGGUUGCUUCGUUGAAUCUUCCAAGCUAAUCGGAAGCUUGAUAUAGUGUAUAUAGUAAUUUUUAUUUCACAUCCCAUUGGUUUUCCUAUUAUGUACGAUUUUUCACUUUAUAAUUCUCUAUGUAUAAUAUAGGGGCUUCCUUGGAACUGAGCCUGCGUUUUUUUUUCCUUUUUUGCAUUCACCCUUGUUAUCCUUGGCUAAAGGCAGACAGAAAAGUGAGAGUCUGCUAGUUUGCAAAUCUGGACUAUUUUUCACUGAAUUAUUUACUAUCGAUACAUGAAGUGUUGGUUGAUCUUU
Phoenix dactylifera (date palm) is the source of this 1591-nucleotide messenger RNA. Lineage: Eukaryota; Viridiplantae; Streptophyta; Magnoliopsida; Arecales; Arecaceae. The record is from RefSeq and is a predicted model, not a curated record.